UGGCAGUCUCCAUUGAUGGGCUCUUGCUCUGUUUUCCUUUGCAGCUGGAGGGAGCAGGAGGAGGAGAAGGGGGCUGCCUCUCUGUGGGGGGGACAGCACGCUGCCCCAGCCCAUCCAGGAGCUGCUGGCUGUCCUGCACCAGGAAGGGCCAUUGACAGAGGGCAUAUUCCGGAGGGCUGCCAGCGGGACGGUGCUUCGGGAGCUGAGGGAGGCCCUGGACGGCAGUGUGGACGUCGACCUGGGAAGCCAGCUUGUGCUCCUGCUGGCCGUCAUCUUGAAGGACUUCCUCCGAAGCAUCCCUGGCAAACUGCUUGUGACCAACCUCUAUGCAGAGUGGAUGACAGCAGUGGAAAGGACAACCAAGCAGGAGAAGGUGGAAGAGUUGGAAGCGGUGGCCGACAAGUUGCCUGCAGCAAACCUCCUCCUCCUCAAGCAGCUGCUGUCCCUGCUCCAGCAUAUCGGCCACAAUGCGUGCACCAGCAGGAUGAGCUGCAGCAAUAUGGCCAUCGCGUUGGGCCAAACCUGCUGAGCCCAGCCAACGAGGACCUGCUCCCGCUGGAGCUGCUGCUGGAGGUGCCUGACAAGGUGAACAUGCUGGAGGAGUUCCUGAUUGAAAACUGCAGGAAAAUCUUUGGGGAGGAGAUGGCUGGCCUUUCCAGUCCACCAGUCGAGGAGCUGCCAGCGCCCAUGGACAGAUCCACAGAGCUGCCUUUGGAAGAGCAAUGUGGCCCUGCAGGAGAAGCAGACGUGGAGCACCAGGCAAAAGCCUUCCUGGACGCACCACCCUCUCUGCUCAUCCUCCAGAAAGCAGCAGGGGCACACACAGUGAUGGGAUCGGAAACAGCAGAGUAUGGCAGCUCCACAAAUGCUGGGACAACGUGUCUCAUGUAGGAGGGGAGUUCUUGAUGAGUCCAAGUAGCUGCUGUGCCUCUUCCUGGCAUUCCAUCUCUUGUGGCUUUCUGUGGGUUUUGUUUUUUUUUUCCCCACUGGCAUGAUACAUUGUAAGUUUAACUGGUAGGGUUGUUUCUCAAAUGUUAGGCAUGUGCUUAACCAGGGGAAAUAUCUAUAAAGUACCUCCAGAAAGAGAGAUUUCAAAAGCAAAGCCUCCCACCGCAGAAGGUGGUAUUGCACCAAAGGGAUAUCCCCAGAGCUCUGUCUCGGGAGGGCAGAAGAAAGCCCGGCAGAAUGAAGUGGGCAAGGCUUUUCUUGCCUGGGGGGGACCACAGGCUCCCUGCUGAAUGGCCCCCACAAGCAUCACACACCUGUGUGAACAUUGUGUUCCAAAGGGAAGCCCUUGGAAGACAGGGCUAAUGCAAACUGGCCAAAGGGAUCUUCUCUGUAGAGCUAUGGUAGCAAUUUGCCAAACAGUCGCUUACUGCUCCAGGGCAUCCCUUGCCACCUGCUAAUGCUGACAUUUCUGGUUUAGGCACCUCUUGUUUUGCCUCCAGCCACCCCAGAGACCACAGUAGACUCCCUGGGAUGCGCAGAAGAACUCAAGAGCCCUUCAGAGGAAAGCAGGUUUGCAGGCUCCCCCCAGGAAAAUGAAAACUGAAGAAAGAGAAAAGAGUCCUGGGCAGAGGAGAGGAAAUGCCAACAAGAAAAGAAAAGAAGGAAGAGAGAAAAAGAUGGGGACUGAAAGCAAGCAGGAGGGGCCAGAAGGUGAAGAAGCCCAGUUAUGUACCAGGCUCUGCUGCCCAUCUUUCCCAGCCCUGAACACUGCUCUACAUCAGUCGAAGUCGCUGGCAAGGACGGCGAGGGAUGGUGCUGCACAGGCUUUGGAAAUUAACUCCGUGGCAGCUCCCCAGGGGCUCCCCUUCAAGCCCUGCUGUGUGGUAUUACCCAGGGGGAUAAGGGGCCAGAGCCAUCCUGUAGUCAAUGCCAGCAAUAGCUCUCUCGUCUGGGCUAGAAGCAAUUCCUUGUCGACUGUGUUCCCCAAAGAAAUGGGAACCAAGUCAUGCCUGUUCCUGCCUUUGUGGGUUUAUCAGUGCUUUCUGACUCUUAUCGUUGUAGGUGCCAAUUUCCUGGUACUGGCUGAACCACGGUGACUCCCAGGCUCCCGCACUUCAUGUCCACAAUAAAAGGAUAUUUUCUCUUUUUUGACUGUGUCUGCUGCACGAUCUUCUGGCCGAGGAAAAUUAAUCAAGGCAUCCAAAACGAUUCUAGGCUUGAUGGCAUCAAAAUAAGCCAAAAAUCAGUUUGGAAGACUGACAUUUCAAACUCUUCUUUCACUGUAAGACAUUCCAGAACAGCCACAAAAUUACAGGCUCAGAGUUGAAACCCAGUGUUGUGGCUGAUCUGAAAUUUUUUUCUUACUUUUUUUUCAUCCACUGAGAGUUAUUGGAGGAAAAAAGGGGAUUUCUUUCAAAAUAGAACAUUUCUUUUCCUCUGUCCUCCUUCUUCUUUACCUGUGAUCUGAAUGUUGGUGGUUUUAAUGUGGGGGUAUUUUAGUGCUGUGUCACUGUAGUAAUAGCUGUGAUGAUAGAGACACUUACUGUAGGACAGGUAGAAGUUGACAGUGGAGAUCAUCAGGCUGGAGAGGUCAAAGGAAAAAGCAGGGGGCUGGCGUUGCCUGGAGAGGGAGGGUCCAGUUUCCAAACUAGGUCAGCGUGUGUCCUCAUCUCCCAUGUAGCACGUGAAUCACACGCAUGACUGCAAAGCAAUGUGACCCCUAGAAAAAGCUCCAGGUUGCCCAGCAGCAUUGAAUGGGAAUUCAGCCCUUGCCAGCAGGAAGGAAACAAGCCCUGCAAGCACACGCUGAGGCAUGAGACCUUGACUGGGGCUAGGGAGUAUGUCAGGGGACCCACGUGAAACCCCCAGCCCCUGGAGUGGCGGCUGGAAGAUGGGUAGGUCAAAGGACCCUGAUGGGAGCCCUGCAGGGCCUCAUCCAUUGGACCAACGGGCACCUUCCCUUGUCACACAGAGCAUCUCAUGGGCUGGAAAAGGGAUGCUCUGGACAUGCUCUUCCCUGCGCUGGGGUCCCAAGGAAAUUACAAGGCCUCACCGAGGAAGCUGUGUGGUCCAUUUAACUCUCCCCUCUCCAGCAAGGGUAUGAAGGGCAUUUAAAUCAAGGG
Molecule: messenger RNA, 3071 nt
Organism: Harpia harpyja (harpy eagle)
Lineage: Eukaryota; Metazoa; Chordata; Aves; Accipitriformes; Accipitridae
Exons: 8
Coding region: 16-891 (291 amino acids)
Source: RefSeq, a predicted model, not a curated record